Cryptomeria japonica (Japanese cedar) is the source of this 4000-nucleotide messenger RNA. Its product is annotated as DNA ligase 4. The transcript is spliced from 27 exons. Gene Ontology annotation, molecular function: DNA ligase (ATP) activity; DNA binding; ATP binding. Gene Ontology annotation, cellular component: DNA ligase IV complex. NCBI's taxonomy places the organism in Eukaryota, Viridiplantae, Streptophyta, Pinopsida, Cupressales, Cupressaceae. The coding region runs from base 164 to 3706 and encodes 1180 amino acids. Gene Ontology annotation, biological process: nucleotide-excision repair, DNA gap filling; DNA biosynthetic process; double-strand break repair via nonhomologous end joining. The record is from RefSeq and is a predicted model, not a curated record.
GAUGAGCGUUUUAAAAAUUUGAAUGAUAUGCACCUUGAAGCCCACCGAAAACCAUUUCUUGUAGAAGAAGAAGAAGAAGUUAUUUCUUGUAUGAUUGGUCUUUUGUCGGCAAAAUCUCCUGCAGUUCAGCCUUAGAAAAACUAGCAGCUCUCUGAAGGCCGAAAUGACAGACUCAACAGUGAAUUUCAGCACGCUGUGCGAGAUGCUGGAGGCAAUCACGCGAAGCAAAAAGGGUACGAUGAAACGCAAGCAUGUGCGGACGUUCCUGGACCACGUUUACAAGGGCGGUGAGUAUUUCAGUGCAAUUCGGCUUAUUUUGCCUCAGUUGGACAGAGAGCGGGGCGCAUAUAAGCUCAAGGAAGCUCAACUUGCCAAAUGUUUGACGGACGCUCUCGGCCUCUCCAAGGACUCUCCCGACGCGCACAGGCUCAUCAAUUGGCGGAAAGGCGGAGCCAAAGCUGGCGCCAACGCCGGCAAUUUCCCCAUGGUCGCAGCCGAGGUUUUGCAUCAAAGGCAAAGAGUAAUGUCUGGUGGCCUAAAGAUUAAGGAUGUAAAUGAUCUUCUUGACCGAUUGGAAGCAGUUGAAAGCAGGGAGGAGAAGACAACGGUUCUUCAAGAGCUUAUCAGCAAAACAAAUACCUUUGAAAUGAAGUGGAUUUUGAUGAUAAUUCUUAAGGAUAUGAAGUUGGGUAUGGGUGAGAAAAGCCUGUUCCAUCAGUUUCAUCCAGAUGCAGAAGAUAUGUUUAAUGUGACUUGUGACUUAAAGAUGGUUUGUGAAAAGCUUAAAGAUCGAAAUAAAAGGUUCAAAAGACAGGACAUUGAGGUGGGGAAACCUGUGCGCCCACAGUUAGCCUCUAGAGUGCCAGACAUUGAGACUGCAUGGAAAAAGUUACAUGGCAAACAGGUGGUUGUUGAGUGCAAAUUUGAUGGCGACCGAAUCCAAGUGCAUAAGAAUGGAAGAGAAGUGCACUUCUUUUCAAGGAACUUUUUUGAUCACAAAGAGUAUGAAGCUGCAAUGUCAAGUGUAAUCCUCCAAAAUGUUCAAGUGGACAAAUGUAUACUUGAUGGUGAAAUGCUAGUUUGGGAUAAGGGUAGCAAUCGGUUUGCAGACUUUGGAGCAAACCAAGAAAUAGCAAAGGCCGCUAGGGAUGGAGUAGAAACCAAUCAACAGCUUUGCUACAUGGCUUUUGAUAUUCUAUAUGUGGGAGAUUCUAGUGUGAUCCACCAAGGCUUGCAUGAGCGACAUCAACUACUUUAUGAGAUUGUCAAGCCUUUGAAGGGACAACUAGAAAUUUUACUUCCUCAAGAUAAUCUAAAUUCAUGCCUUGCUUUGGGUGAACAUUGUUGGUCAUUUGCAGCCCAUAAUGCAGAAGAUGUUGUAAAGUUUUUCCAAGAAACUGUUGAAAAUAGAGAUGAAGGCAUAAUUUUGAAGGAUUUAGAUUCAAAAUGGGAACCUGGUGACCGAAGUGGAAAAUGGAUAAAGCUGAAACCAGAUUAUAUUAAUACUGGAUCUGAUCUUGAUGUUCUUAUCAUAGGAGGUUAUUAUGGAUCUGGACGCCAUGGAGGAGAGGUUGCACAAUUUUUACUUGGUCUUGCACAGAAUUCAACACAUGUGGGCUACCCCACAAGAUUUCUCUCAUUUUGCAGAGUUGGAUCAGGCCUCUCUGAUGAAGAAUGCAGUGUUCUUGUGAGCAGACUGAAACCAUAUUUUAGGCGAAAUGAAAAGAACUCAAAGGUGCCAAGCUUUUAUACAGUGACAAAUAAUUGGAAGGAGAGACCUGAUGUUUGGAUUGAAAGACCAGAAAACAGGUCAGUUAUACUAGAGAUAACAAGUGAUGUGCGGAUGAUUAAGUCAGAGGUCUUUGCCUCUCCUUAUAGUUUGAGAUUCCCACGCAUACGGAGGGUGCGAUAUGACAAGCCUUGGAAUGAAUGCCUUGAUGUACAGACAUUUUUGGACUUAGUACAAUCAAGUAGCGGGACCAUACAGAAAGCUGAUCACUAUACAGGUUUGGGUCAACGGAAGCCAAAACAUAUCAAAGGCACUUCAAAGGGAGAAAAGAGGAUGCUUACUGUUGUACCAUCCCAUAUGCUAAUGACUGAUGUAUCUGAUGUUAAAAGGGAGACAUUGAUCUUUAAGAAUUUGUUGUUCUAUUUUGUAAAUUUUCCUCCUGAAUAUUCACUGGAGUUUUUUCACAAAAUGGUGGUGGAACAUGGGGGUUCAUUGUCAUUGAACUUUAAUGAUUCAGUUACUCAUGCCAUUGCAGCUGAUAAGAAAGGAAUCAAAUAUCAAGCUGCAACGAAGCAUGGGGAUGUCAUUCAUUACUCUUGGGUCAUUGACUGUUGUAAACAGAAGUCUCUCUUGCCAUUACGAGCAAAAUACUUCCUUAAUCUUUCAGACUUAACCAAGGAGAAAAUGAAAGAGGAUAUUGAUGAUUUUGGUGAUCACUACUUAUGGGAUCUUGAUAUUUUAGAUCUGAAACAGCUUUUCAGUAACCUACAAGAUUCUAAACUUAUGAAAACUGUCGCACACGCUGAAGAUUACAAAAAGAAGUAUUGCCCGAGUAAUAAGUGGUGCCAGUUUCAUAACUGCUCUGUUUAUUUUCACCACAUCAUUCACUCCACAAAUGCAGAUUCACAAACAGUUUCAGAACUCGUAUUGAGAAGGUUAAAGAUGGAAAUCAUAAUGCAUGGAGGUGUGGUAACUAGCAUGCUAUGUGAUGCUACACAUAUGAUAGUGUUUUCUGCAGCUGACCACCAGGUGCCUUUCGAGAUAAUUAUAAAAAGCUUUUCUAGUGCAGAAAAGAAUAUUCUCAAGAAAAAAAGAAUCCACAUUUUAAGUCAUUUAUGGGUGGAAGACUCCUUGGGAAAUCACAUGCAACUCCCAGAAAGUUCCUAUAGUUUGUGGCCUAACAUGGAUUCACAUGAGAGUUUACAAUCUAACAAUAUGGAGGACACAACAGUUGACAUUCAGGAAGAUGAUGCAGCCUGGAAAAAUAUGCAGGAUUACACAGAAAGACCUGAAAAUGAAGACGAACCAGAGAAAAGUCCUGCAGAAAAGAGAAGUAAACAAAGAAAACUAAAUCUCCAUAAGAAAUCGAGAAAACGACCAGUAAGGCGAUGUACUACUGCCCUCAAACUCAAUGACACCUCAUCAGAGAGCAAUACAUCAACUGAGAACCUGGGAAAACACACAAGUAUGGAAGGAAAGUCUCCAAAAAUACCUGUGGGAAGUGGUCAGGAAGAAGUUGAUAGGCAAAAAUCUUCUUUUGAGGAAGAAAACUUGCAUCAAGAUGACAUGAAUAAAAAGAAUAAACUGAUGGAAAUGACAACAUGUAGCAGUAGAAAAGGUAAAAAGAUGCAGAAGCGGUCUGGAGAAAAAGGAAGCUCACACAAAAAUCACAAGCAGGAAAAUGAUUCACCAGUUACAGAUUACACUAGCAAACUCGAAAACCCAAAGACGACCAAUAAAGAUGGAUCCAAAUUAUUAACAGAGAAUAUAGCUGAUUCUGUGGAAACCAUGCUGGCUGAUAUGUUACCUGGCUUUAAUUUCAAAACUGAUAGAGCUAGCAAUCCUUUACCUGUUCUGAGUUCUGGACCUCCAGAGGAAAAUGAUAGGAUCAUUGCUCAGGGGGAGGGGGUUGCAGCACAAAAGAAAAGGAAAGUGAGUUAUAAAGAUCUCGUAGAAAAACUGCUGGAUGACAAAUAAGUUAAGCAUUAAAGUUAGAAACGUUUGGGUAUGUAAAUGCAGUUGUAAAGAUGAAAAUUUGAACGGUUUGAUUUUGUGAGUUUAAAUUUGAGAUAUGAUUCUGGAGAGAGUGAAAUGGAAAGGAAUUUAUCUGUGUACAGGGUUUCAACCUUACGAAAAUAUUGGGAGAAAGUAGUGGCUUCCAGUUUUUCAAUUGAAGCCGACGUGUAUCUAUAGUACUAUACUAAUCUAUAUGCACUGUAUUUAUAUGUACAUUAUUACCGGAUAACAUAAUAGCUAAUUUGUUUUGGUCGA